UGGUGAAAAUUUGAAAUUUGUUCCCAUCUUCAAUGUCUCCCUUUUCUAUCAAUGGUCCCAUAAAAUGUAAUAAUAGAAUAAUGUCAUUUUCUUCACUACCCUUUUCUAAAACCUAUAAUAAUUGUUACAAUAUUUCUCUUCCUAGAAAACUACAUAUAAAUGUUCAUAUACAUGCCAAUUCUCUUACUUCAUUUUCAUGCAAAAAUUCAAUUCAUGAAAAAUUGCAUUCUAGAAAGAAGAGAGGAUUUUCAAUUAUUUCUUUUGAUGCUAAGAAUUCAGAAGAACCAAUUGAAGAAGAUAAUGAUCAAGCAUUGGAUGCAGUUAUGAAACUUUAUUCAGCUUUUAAGAAUAAAAAUAUCCACGAAUUGUCUGAGAUACUUGCUGAUGAAUGUAGAUGUGUGUGCAAUUUCCUCUCAUUCUUCAAAGCUUUUCAAGGAAAAACGCAAGUGUUGGAAUUCUUUUCUCAUUUGAUACGUUUAUUAGGUGACAACAUUCAAAUUGUGGUGAAACCCAGUCUUCAUGAUGGCAUGAAUGUUGGGGUCCAUUGGAAAUUUGAAUGGAACACUAUACACAUUCCUUUAGGGAAAGGUUUUAGCUUCCACAUAUGCCAAACUUAUCGCGGAAAGGCAGUAAUAAAGAAUAUUGAGAUGUUUAUGGAGCCAUUGCUACUCUUGGAGCCCUUCAUGAGACUGAAAAUGAAGACAAACCUCAAAGAGAUUUUGAAGAUAAGUUCAUUAACAAGAUCAGAAUUUGGGAAUAUGGCAAAAAGAAUUUUAUGUAUUGUGCUUGCUUUGUUCUCUAUGGCAGCCUUAUUAUUAUUCUUUAUGAAAUGAGCUUUAUAGAAAACCUUGUCAGAAAUUAAUCAUGCCAUGGUCAAUUAAUUUGUCAUUUUUAGGUACACCUUUUUUAUGCAAAAAUAAUAUUAUUAAUAGAAGAAAAAAAAAUAGGGAAGAACCAAAAUCAUGUAAAAAGUAAAGCAUAUUUAAAAUCAUA
Messenger RNA from Trifolium pratense (red clover), 993 nucleotides. RefSeq lists its product as uncharacterized. The record is from RefSeq and is a predicted model, not a curated record. Bases 33 to 833 code for a protein of 266 amino acids. The transcript is spliced from 5 exons. Lineage: Eukaryota; Viridiplantae; Streptophyta; Magnoliopsida; Fabales; Fabaceae.